This is a messenger RNA of Ictalurus furcatus (blue catfish), 4804 nucleotides long. RefSeq names its product zinc finger protein Xfin. Gene Ontology annotation, molecular function: DNA-binding transcription factor activity; RNA polymerase II cis-regulatory region sequence-specific DNA binding. Lineage: Eukaryota; Metazoa; Chordata; Actinopteri; Siluriformes; Ictaluridae. The record is from RefSeq and is a predicted model, not a curated record. The transcript is spliced from 7 exons. The coding region runs from base 1217 to 4804 and encodes 1195 amino acids. Gene Ontology annotation, biological process: regulation of transcription by RNA polymerase II.
UAAUUAAAGAUACAUAUGGGCAAAAGUAUGUGGACACCAGACCAUCACACCCACAUGUGGUUCUGUUGCCACAAAGUUGAAAGCACACAAUUGUAUAGAAUGUCAUUGUAUGCUGUAGUUUUUCAAGAGGCCCAAACCUGUUCCAGCAUGACAUUGCCCCUGUGCACAAAGUGAGCUCUAUGAAGACAUGGUUUGCCAAGAAUGCAAUGGAAGAACUCAAGUUUCCUGCACAGAGCCCUGACCUCAACCCCACUGUACACCUUUCUGAUGAACUGGUACUACUGACUGCACCCCAGGGCUCCUCACCCAACAUCACUGCCUGACCUCACUAAAGCCCUUGUGGCCGAAUGAGGACAAAUCCCCAGACCCAUGCUCCAAAAUCAAGUGGAAAGCCUUCUCAGAAAAGUGGAGGUUAUUAUAACAGCAAAGGGGAAAGUACUUUGGAACUGGAUGUUCAAAAAAACACAUAUGGGUGUAAUGGUCUGGUGUCAACAAACUUUUUGCCAUAUAGUGUAUAUAGAGAUACUGUAUGACUGUAUUAUGUUGUGCAUGACUGGAUUGGAGGGUGCAUGGUGGCUUAGUGGUUAGCAUGUUUGCCUCACACCACCAGGGUUGGGUGUUGGGGGUUUGAUUCCCACGGUCGCUCUGCGUGUGCAGAGUUUGCAUGUGCUGUGAUUGUGCCCUGCGAUGGAUUGGUACCCUGUCCAGGAUGUACCCCAACUUGUCCCCAAAGCACCCUGGGAUAGGCUCCAGGUUCCCCAUGACCCAGUAGGAUAAGCAGUAUAGAAAAUGGAUGGGAUGGAUGAGUGGAUUGGUAGACUCAUAACUUUAAUUUAUUUAUGACAAUAUAUGGAAUAAAAUGAGAUGAUUAUUUUAGUGGACGAGAUUUUUAGUGAAACUGAUAAGUGUAGCUUUGUAAUUAUUGCAUAAUGUAUAUAGUAUGCACUAUGUUAGGCAAUAACACUAAUCAUGGCAUCGUUAUGUAUUUAGCAGGGGUCUCGUUUUGAAUUAUCUACACAGAUCUGGCAACCACGCCUUACUGUCUCUUCUUCCGUUGUGUGGUUGUCCUGGCAUAAAACAACGCAAUCCUUGUCUUUUGGCAAAGUGUGUAGUAAUAAAAACCCCGCUUUUCCAUUCCUGCUGAACUGACACGCUGAAUAUUAGAGGUGACGGAAACUUCUCGGUUUGGAAUCGGUUGUGUAUUUAUGUAAAUGAGAUGGACAACAUGUCCAGCGGUGUCGCUCUUCAAAAGCAAAUAGCAUCGAUCAUGGACGAGCUCGCUAAAGCCGCGGUGGCUGAAAUAAGCAAAGUGGUGGACGAUGGCGUCGUUAUGUUACGGCUGGAGAUCUGCGAGCGCGAGCACGAGAUCGACUCGUUAAAGCGGAAUCUGCAGAUGGUGUCCGAGGAGCUGCGCGAGACGCGGCGCGCGCUCGUCCGCCAGUGUGUGAGCGCCGCGCGCCCCAGACCGCCGCUCAAAGGUGCCAAAGAAAAUGAUCAAAGAGACGAAGAAAGGGAGCCUGAGAUUGAGGACUCAGACAGGCCAAGUGACGACGCAUCAGCAUCCAGAGUGGUUGUAAAGCUUGAAAGCGUGGAUGACGAGCAGGCGGUAGAAGAUGGAAACCAGUGCACGAGAACAGAACCUGACUUACACUCUGGGUCUGCUGAUGAUGACCAACUGGCCCAGGUGUGGUCAUCAGAGAACAACACGGAGAUGCAUGACCCUCAUUUCUAUUCCAAACACGAUCAAUCUCAGCACAGGUCGGAGCAUUGCUCUAAGGUCGAGCAGAAUUACGACUCGCUCGGGGGCAGAGCGGAGACACAGGGCCUGAGUGGAGAAGAGGAGCUGUCGGCGGAUAGCCUGCAUGCAGUUACGGAUGAAUUGCUGAGAGCGCAGCCACGUUCUCACACGCACAACGCGCUCGUGCACCCACCUCCCGAUUGUCAAGGUGAUUUCGGUACAUUUGCACUGAGCAUAGCUUCCAGAGGGAGACCAACGGUUGGGGCAGCCUCGCAGAAGAGAAGAUUCGCCUGUGCCUUUUGCAGUAAGAGCUUCGAUCGACUCAGUCAUCUUGAUAGACAUCAGCGCAUACACACAGGAGAAAAACCCUUCAGCUGCAUGUUAUGUGGCCGGUGCUUCACCCAGAAAAGCAGCUUAAAAAGUCACCUGAAGACCCACCGAGGAUUCACUGGCGAUUUAGACGCAGCAUCUUUGUUGCCGAGUGAAAACAAUCUCUUCACUGAUGAGUGGAAUAUGGCGACUCACUGUGAAGAGCAGCACAACUUUGACCAAAACACUGAAGAACCGAAUUCACACUCGUCCUACCUGAGCCAAGAAGGAGCUCACUUCAUAAACACAGAUGAAGAAAGCAUGCACCAAGCGUACGAAGAUCAAAAGAUUAGAAACUUGCCUGCAGGAAAAAACAACAAGCCAGCUGAUCUACCUGACCUAUAUGAGAAGAAUGGGCAGGAAGAGGAGGAAGACGAAGAUCAGGUGUUAUCCGAUUGUCGGCUGGACGAGCCUAGGCACUCUGGAUCUGAGAGUGCCCUGGAUGAGGAGGAUGCUCAGGCACACUCCUUGAACGCAGCAAGCCUCGGGAAAGACUCGAUGGAGUCUGACUGCGUUAGCAUAACCGAGCAAACCUCAGCUCAAAACCAACGCCGGUUAGAAUCUACCUCGACAGUCCUACACACUUGGGGGGUCUCCGAGGCCAAAAGUGUUGCUGUGAACCAAAUUCAUGUGAAAGAGGAGGAAGAGUAUGCGUCUCGCUUGGAUGAAGAAGAGUCCAAUCCAAAUCCAGAGGCUUCCUAUGACCCGAACACGGCAUCACCUUUAGAUCAGAACUUGACCGCAGAUGCUCUCAGGACCACAGAGACUGCAGCGGUGCCUGAUUUUCCAUAUGACACAUUACCUCGGAGGCGGCAUAUUUUGAACGGACGUGAGAGGCGCUUCCUGUGCGUUCUCUGUGGUAAGAGUUUCGACCGUCUGAGCCACCUGGACCGGCAUCAGCGUGUGCAUACCGGAGAGAAGCCCUACAGCUGUGGGACAUGUGGCAGGAGUUUCACUCAGAAAAGCAGCCUGAAGGGUCAUAUGCGAACUCACACCGGCGAACGCGGCUUCAGCUGCUCGCUGUGUGGCAUGAGCUUCCCCACACGAGCCAGUCGCUACCGGCACCACUUAAGCGACACACACGCACCUGGCCAUCUACAUAAGACAGAGGACUCCCAAUUUCUGUGGCGGAGACGUUUGUUUAUUAGGGACACAGGAGUGUUGAAUGCAAUAAGGACUGACAAGAUGCCGACGUGUGUGACUCUGGAGACUCAGAUUUCCUCCGUGAUGGAGAAUCUGACCCAAGCGGCGGUGGCGGAGAUCUGUAAACUGAUCAACACCGAGUGUGUGGAGAUGCGGUUAGAGAUCCGCAGGGGCCGGAAAGAGAUCGAAGCCUUGAAGGGGAAAAUACGGGAUCUGAAAAGAGAAGCGCAAAAUCCUUCUUUGGUCGCAGUGUCUUUAAUCGAGCCUCAGGCAAAUCUGCGAGAUGGAGAUAAGACAGCUGAUGAUCUCAGCACAGCGCCUGAUUGUCAGAAUGAAGAAAGGAUUAAGAAAACAAAUACUCCAGCACCAAUGAAGAACUUGCAGGAGAAUGAGGUUCAAGGAAGCAGGAAUUCUCUUCCAAGCUCUGGGUGUAAACUGAAUCAGACGAGUACGUUUUCCCCAUCUGAAAGUGGAGUUCCACUGAAGGAAUCUCAAAUCCUUAUGGACUCAUUGACCACUGAAGCUAUAGCCAACAUUGGAGGACUCAACACUGCAGCUAUAAAGGUGGAGGGUGCGAGUCCACUUGUAUCCACAACCGAGUGUGUCUCAGAGGUCUAUCAAGCUAACGAUGAGCAAUGCACAAACACACACAGCCAUGCAGCAGGAGACAACAGCAAUAACUUUGGCUCUGCAGAACAGCUUUGGCCACAAUCUCAUUAUUCAGCGCAUUUCCAUAACAGCAAACAACUCUCUGAAGAAGAAUCAAACUACAAAUACGAGACAGACUUUAAUCAUAUAAAUGGGCAUCGGAGCAAUGAAGGGAACCCUAAUGGUUUGCUUCUAAAGACUGAGGAGAAUGAGGAGCCUUUAACGAAGACAGCAAAUGAACUGGCACCAUGUGGAAUGAUAGACGGCGAGGCUUUGACAUGGCCGUCUUUGACUUCAGUGAACUAUCCGGUAAGUGUUGGAGGUCCAGGCUGCUCUUCUAUGCUACAACAGGCUAUACAUGCUUCCCACCCUGAACACCCUGCAUUUCAUCUCAGUAUGACUGGUGAGAUUGAGUAUAUAAUUGAGCCUGAAGCAAAACAGGCAGGCGGAAGAAAUAUACAGGAUGUAAUUCAAACCACGGCACUUAGACAGAACUCCACUGUGUCCACAAUGUUGACAAAAGCGAAGGUUCUGCCAACAGCUGACAUGCGGCAUAAGCUGUUCUCCUGCUCGUUCUGUCCUAAGAGUUUCCAGAGUGGUGCUGACCUGAAGAGACAUCAGCGCAUUCAUACAGGUGAAAAGCCGUAUGGUUGUGCCGUGUGUGGGAAGCGCUUCUCCCUCAGGGGGAACCUCGUCACCCACGAGAGGGCACACAGUGGCAGCAAGCCCUUCAUUUGCCGCCAGUGUGGGAGAGCCUUUGCCCAUGGCUCCAAUUUAAGGGCCCAUCAGCGUGUCCAUACUGGAGAAAGGCCUUUUCACUGCUCUCUGUGCGACAAGACGUUUGCUUGGUACUACCCUUUCAAAAGACACCUCAGCUUGCACUUUCUGAAUGGUCAAAACUCCUGA